UGAAUAAUAAUUAAUAAUUUAAAAAAAUUUUUGUAAUUUAAAUUUCGCGCCUUUGUUUUAUCCAAUAAAAUAACAAUAUUCUGCGCAUGGUCAGUUUAAUUGUCAAAGUGUCAUUGACCUUUUGUUAGUUGCUAUAGGUUGCUGUCAAAUGAAUCCUUUUGCCUAAUUAUUUUAAACGUCUACAAUUGUAAUUAUUAAUAAUUAAUUUGUUUCAUAAUUAAUAGAAAACUAAAUAAAUUUGUAUUUUAUUAUUAUUGUUAUUUAUUAAAAAAAUGGGAGGGUUCAGAGAUAUUUUAAAAGAUCUAGGAUGGGAUAGUGGAUUUCGAAUACCGGUUGCUAAUGAAGAUAAUAAACAACUCGAGCAAGAGAUUGAAAAAAAAUUAAAAAUAAAAAAUAAAUUGACAGUAGAAUUAGAUAACAAUAAAAAUCGUAUUGAUUCAAUAGAUCAAUACAUAAGAGAUAUUAAAAUAGAACACACUUGCAAUCAGAAACUUUUAACAGCUUAUAUCGCUCAAUAUGAAGCUGAGAAUCAUUACGAGAAGUUAUUUGAGCACAAGGAGGCAUCUAUUGAAAAAGAACUUAUUGCACUUGAGAAGGAAAAAAAAGAAACUGGAGACCGUAUUGCCCGUAUGAAAAAAGAAAUAAGAAGACUUGAAGAAAGUCUUGAUUUUUCAAAAGAUAUUGUGGCAUUGAACAAAACUAAAAUUUUACAAUUGGAAGAAAUACUGAGCCGUGAUGAAGAAAAUGAACAGUUACUAAAAAAAAUUUCUAAAUUUGAUUUCAAAGAAUUUAAAAAACUCGAUCUCAAGAGACAAAAACUAGUGAGUGAAUUAGAAGUUUACAAACGAUCUGUUGUUAGAAUGAUUGAUGAAAUUUACGAAAAAGAAGUCGUGUUAGAAAGAACGGCUAAGUUUUAUACUCAGGCUUUAGAUUCGCGGCGGCAAUUGAUUGAAAGAUGGACACAAAGUGUUUUUAUUUUGCGGCAGCGUGACAAUGAUAUUCAAAAAAUAAUAAAAGAGGUUGAGACUUUGAGAUCCGUGGGUGUGGAAAAAUUAAAAGUACUUACGGAGUCUGAAGAAUUUAUGGAAAGUCAAGUUAAUUGCAAUAGACUAUUGGAGUAUGAGAUUAAACAAGUUGAGAAAAUUUUGGCGCGUGCUAGAGAGAGAAGGAGUAAAGUUGAAGAGCAUCUUGAUUUAUUUAAUUUGGAAUUCAAAUCGCAGAGAAGAAUUUUAAACGAACUGGAACAGAAAAUUAAAAAUAUGAGAAUUGAUUUUAAUGGAUUGAGAGGAAAUAUUUUUAAUAAAAAAAAACAAAUCAGUGAUUUUCAACAAAGAAUCAAAGAUAUGAAGGCAAGUCUAUCUGAGGUCAAUAAUCAGAGCGUUAAUGUUGAAGACAGAACUAAACAACUUGAAGAAAUGAUUGAGAAAGAAGAAAAACGUAAAUUUUCAAUUAAAAGCGAAAUAAAAAGAUUUCAAGGAUUGGUUCUGAGGACAAUGAGUAGAAUAAAUAGUUUAGAGAACGAUAGAAAAGCAAUUGAAUUGCAAGAGCAAGGAGAGUUGAAGAAAAUCGAACAAUUCACAGCGUGUCAAGUUAAGGAAGAGAAACAAUUGGAUGAAAAAAAAGAGGCUGCUUACAAACUUGAUAUCGUGCUGCAAAAUCUUAAGAUCCGCUUGGGGAAAAAUAAUAGGGUUGUGGAUAAAGAGGAGUUUGAACGUAAGCAAAAUGUUAUUGAGGGAUUACAGGAGUCUUUGAAUGAUAAAAAAAAAAUAUCGAAAUUGUUACUCAGUCAGAUGAUUAAACUUGAAAAUGAAAUAAAAAAAGUACAGAAUGCAUUAGAAGCAGACCGUAAUAAAGUUGAGCAAGUUAAGAUUAAAAAAAAAAAUCUUGAGUUAUUAAUGCUCGGAGGUGAAAAACAAUUAAAAGUUUCUGUACGUGUUAAUGAAGAAAAACAAGUUGCUGAAAAUAUUAUGGAGUUGAGAGUCACUCAAGCUGAAGAAUUGAUGAAAAAUACUGGUAACCGCGUUUAUAACUUGGAACAAUGUCAUGUAAAAAUUUGCGCUGCAAUGAAAGAAAGAAUGGCAGAAUUAAAAGCUUUAAAAGAAGCACUUAAUUUAAAACAUAAAGUUGCGAUGAGCGAAUGUUCUGAGUUACGAUCAUUGAUUAAUGAAAAAAAUUAUCAGACGUUACAUCUACAGUCGCGGUAUGAUAAUAUUAUGGCAACAUCUAAUGUUGAUAACACGGAUGGCAUUUUACCAGCAACGACUUAUUUGAAAAUUCAGAAUGCUCAGUACAAGUAUGAGUUGCAAGAACGAGGCGAUAAACUGGACGCGACUAUCAGGAAAACGGAACAAGAGAUCAAAAGUAUGGAGAAUACACUGAAAGUUGUCAAUGCUUGUAAUGAUAAAUACAAAUUUUCAUUGGGUCCGGUUGAGGAUGACAGCUCCAAGCAGACGAUUCAGAGUGAAAUAGAUAAAGAAAUGUGCGAAGCUGCUGAACAAAUGAAGAGGAAGAAAUCCCAGUUGAAUAUUAUUAAGAAUGAUGUUGCGCUGGCGCAAGAAAACCAUAAAAAAAUACUGGAAGAUCUAGAGAAAAUAAAAGAAGAAAAAGAGGGAAGACAAGAGACACUUGCAUUAAUAGAAAAACAAAUUAAUGAUCAAAAGGGUCGACUAAUUAGAGCGGACAUGAGAUUAAAAAAAUUGUAUAAAGAUAUUCAGAGGCUUUGCGAGUGCGCUGAUAGCGACAUUAUUAUUUUGCAAGAGAAAGACGUCUCGACGCGAGAAAUAGAAGAACAAAAUCUCCUCGGUCUCCAGCGAAUUACAGAGUUUACUAUCCGUCACGUAGAAGCGGAAGUCUACGUUAAAAAAUUAAUAUCUGCUAAAGAUAUUGUUCUACCUAGUGCUCAGCAAAAUAAACCAACUCCGACACCCAGUCUUUGUUCCACCCGUAGUUCUACGACUUCUUUUAAUCAAAAUAAAAAAUGUCAACUUACAAAUGUCAAUAUCUGUCGGCCGUAACUUUUAA
Messenger RNA from Microplitis demolitor, 3021 nucleotides. It is a transcript of the gene Ccdc39, whose product is annotated as coiled-coil domain-containing protein 39. Gene Ontology annotation, biological process: inner dynein arm assembly; cilium movement; cilium-dependent cell motility. Gene Ontology annotation, cellular component: axoneme. The transcript is spliced from 7 exons. Lineage: Eukaryota; Metazoa; Arthropoda; Insecta; Hymenoptera; Braconidae. The record is from RefSeq and is a predicted model, not a curated record. Bases 273 to 3014 code for a protein of 913 amino acids.